Molecule: messenger RNA, 2553 nt
Organism: Tarenaya hassleriana
Lineage: Eukaryota; Viridiplantae; Streptophyta; Magnoliopsida; Brassicales; Cleomaceae
Product: BTB/POZ domain-containing protein At3g50780-like
Exons: 3
Coding region: 807-2345 (512 amino acids)
Source: RefSeq, a predicted model, not a curated record
UCGGUCACUGGGAGAGACAAAAAUGGUUAACAGAAAGGGAGAGAGAGAGUAUUUUUUUUCGACGGCCCACAAAUAGAUGCAAUCAUCGAAAGCAUGCGAGCGAGAGAGAGAGAGAGAGAGAGAGAGAGAGAGAGAGAGAGAGAGAGAGAGGAGACAGCGUUAAAGUAAGGGUAGAGGAAGAGGGAGCACAAUUCAUUCGAUCCAUCUCUUUCUCUUCGUUUCUUGCUUUCGACUGUUCUCCCUUUUUGCUUUUUCUACCUUUUGUAAUUUUAAAGGGGCAUCAAAGGUUUGAAUGGUUCUUCGUGUGGGGCUAAAUUUUGGUUCUUUCGUGGUUCCCUUGAUGCUUGGCACCACAGUCACCUCUCCAUGAUUGUAUGCAGUUAUGGGCUUAGAUAUUCGAGGAUCACAGAGAUGAGAUUUCUAGGGUUUACCUCUUCUGUUUUUCAAUAACCCAGUGCCUGGUAUGGUAUCCUAACACAGUUUUAUACGGUCUCCUCGAAUAAAGUUGGCUCAUUUUUUUUCCCAUCCCUUACCUGUUAUGACCAUAGCCAUGGUGGGUAUUUGUCCCUGUGAUUGAUUUUGAAGAAAGCUAAUUACUUUGAAGAAAAGUUUGUGGUUUGGACAGCUUGGUCUUUCUGGAAUCCGCUUUUACGCACUUUUAAGGGUUCUGCUAUCUUCUCGCUCCCCGAUAGAUAAGAUUUGCCCGUUUGCGAGUGAAAUCAUGUUUUAGUGUUUAGAUUGUAAUCGUUUGUUCAGUCUUUUGUUGUCUUCUUUCUGUUAAUGGUGGGAGUUGCUGCUGUGUUAAAAUGGCUGAGAUUAGGGUUGCAAAAGCAGAACAGGGGCAGACAAAGAUUAAGAAUGUUCCAAUAGCGGUAACACCAGAAGGUUUCUGGUGUUGCCCCUCUCCCGUAGCUUUUCAAAAGACCCUCAAAUCGCAAAACCCACAGAACAGAUCAAAGCCAUCAUCGCCUCCUCCACCUCCAAAACCCCAUCUCCCAAAGCAUAGAAAACCGUCCUCUGCCUCGGUAAGAACGGUCAUUGCCUCUGAUGACCACCGACAGCAUUCGGGUUCAGACACGGCCACCACCAUUGCUGCUCCAGCGGCUCAAGACAGGCCGCAUAGGCAAAAGGUGGAGACUUUGCCGAGAAAAGUGGCAAUCGAGUUUGGUGAACCUGGAACCAGCGACAUGAAGGUGGUUUUGCUGGGAAAGCAAGGUUUUUGCGUGAAGCUGAGUGUUCAUAAGAAAGUUUUAGUGGAUAAUAGUAGUUUCUUCGUGAAUAAGCUCGCUGAUAAAGACUCGGGCUUCUCGUGCAUUGAGAUCGAUAGCUGCGAGGAUGUAGAGAUAUAUGUCGAGACUGUAGGACUGAUGUAUUGUAAAGAUAUGAAGAAUCGGCUGAUGAAGCAGAGUGUAAGCAGAGUUCUCCGCUUUCUCAAGGUUGCAGAACUUCUAGGUUUCAACUCAUGCAUUCAAUCAUGUCUGGAUUACCUGGAAGCGGUUCCAUGGGUAGGGGAAGAGGAAGAGGAGAGAGUGAUCUCGUCGAUUCUCGAACUCAAACACGAGGGCAUCGGAGUCAGAGUCCCGCCUGUUCUCAAACGAGUCACUUCCGAUACAGUGGACCCUCCGAAAGAGACGUUAUCGCAAAUCAUCGAGCUCGUUCUCAGGAGCAAUGAGGAGAAAGGCCGACAUGAGAUGAAGGCCGUCGUCCUGAAGCUCCUCAGGGAACAGAACAGCGCCAACUCGGCUGACAACUUCAACGAGACGAUCUAUUCCUCCUGCCAGAACUGCUUAGACACAGUCUUGUCUUUGUUCAGACAAGCUGCAGAGGUGGAACCCCGUACUGAGUCUGCCUCGAAACAGAUAGCUAUAGAAUCAGAUAACCUUUCAUGGCUGCUUGACAUGUUAGCGGAAAGACGAGCAGCGGAGGAAUUCGCAGUUAGAUGGGCAAGCCAGAAAGAACUCGCUUCGUUACACGAAAAUCUUCCCCUGAUGACGCGUUUCCACAUCAGCCGGGUGAGUUCGAGGCUGUUCAUAGGGAUUGGCAGAGGAGAGGUCUUGCCGUCGAAGGAGACUCGGCUCGAACUGCUGAGACGGUGGCUGCAGCCACUGAUCAACGACUACAACUGGCUCCAACAUGGGUGCAGAUCCUUUGACGGUAAGCUCGUGGAGGAAGGGAUCGGCCGUACGAUUCUGACACUGCCCUUGGAAGAUCAGCAGAGCAUCCUGCUUUCUUGGAUGGCGAGUUUUCUUACAACCGGCGAUGGAUGUCCGAAUCUUCAGAGAGCCUUUGAGGUCUGGUGGCGGCGCUCUUUCAUCAGACCGUACGCUACUGUCACAGAUCCUUAGGGCAUCGGUUUCAUUCAGAGACAGGGCAUCUGAAGAAGAGAAGAGUGUGUUUCUUUUGUACAGUUUCAGGAGGGACUUUCUGGUGAUGGAUGGUUGCGUGGUUUACAAGGUACCUCAGUGAACCGAUUUCAUAUAUUGGAAUUUAUAUAUCUUCUAAUGCAGAUUUUACACCAAUUUUUAGUGCUUCGGUUUAUAUUCAGUUCUCUCA